AUGUCAUUUGACGAUUUAACUGAUAAUACCAAAUCUGUAAGGAACAUUCCAGGAGCGAAAUUUAUAGAACAUGUCACAGAAUUUUUACAAAAUAAAAAUGAGGAAAGUAUACUCCGCCUAGCAAGAGAACUUUUAUUGAAAUAUAAAUUUAUGGAACAUGCCUUUGUAAGUAGACAAAUUAACACUCAAAAAAAAAUUCCAGAAUUAAAAGAUGCCUUAAGAGUUGUGCAAUUACUUGAAAAAAGAAAGAAAAUAAAAGAAAAAAAAAAUUUAGAAACGUUUUUCCCCGUGGAAGAAUCUUUGUAUGCUAGGGGAAUCGUCCAAAAAACUGACAAAAUAUUGUUAUGGCUAGGGGCUAACGUAAUGGUUGAGUUUCCCUUUGAUGAAGCUACAGAUCUUUUAAAUCAACACCUGGAAAGAGCAAUAAAUUUAUCCCAAGAAAUGGAUAAUGAAUUAUUGUGGUUACAUGAACAAAUAACCACAACAGAAAUUAAUAUAUCAAGAAUUCAUAAUUAUAUUGAAUUGAAAAAAGGCAUGAUGGGAAAAGAAGUCGAUAAAAAAACUGAACAAGUAAAUUAA
This is a messenger RNA of Plasmodium falciparum 3D7, 579 nucleotides long. RefSeq names its product prefoldin subunit alpha family protein. Gene Ontology annotation, cellular component: cytoplasm; prefoldin complex. Gene Ontology annotation, biological process: protein folding. Lineage: Eukaryota; Apicomplexa; Aconoidasida; Haemosporida; Plasmodiidae. The record is from RefSeq and is a predicted model, not a curated record.